AGAGCUACUUCCACAUAUAUUCAUAUAUUCUUUACUCUAUAGCGUUACUGCGCGUGUAAAAUCGAAGCUAAUAUCUAAAAAUAACGAGAAAGAUGACUGGAGAGCAAGCGGAGCUGGUGUUCAUCCCUGCACCGGGCAUGGGCCACAUCGUAUCGACGGUGGAGAUUGCGAAGCUCCUCGUCGCUCGCGACUCUCGUCUUUUCAUAUCAGUCCUCAUCAUGAAGUUCCCAUUAACCGACUCCAAAGUUAGCUCCCACACUGAAGUAUUUCUCUCUUCUUCCGCUUCCAUAUCGGAUCGCAUCAAGUUCAUCGACCUACCGGCGGUCCAGAUCGACGGUGAGGCCUUCAAACCCAUCAACUUCCUCUUUCGAUUCUUUGAGGAUCAGAAACCCUUGGUCCGAGACGCAGUCAAGAAGCUCGUCGAUUCCGGGUCGGGUCCCCGACUCGCCGGGUUCGUCAUCGACAUGUUCUGCACUACGAUGACGGACGUGGCCGACGAGUUUGGCGUUCCGUCGUACUUGUUUUUCACGUCAGGAGCUGGGUCACUGAGCUUCAUGUUCCAUACCCAAGUCCUAAACGACAACCAUAACGUGGACAUAACUGAGUUAAAGGACAAACCGGAUUCGGAGCUUCUGGUACCCGGUUUUAUCAACCCAGUUCCGGUUAAGGUCUUACCCGGUGUGUUAUUUGACAAGGAAGCGCUUCCCUUGUUCCUCAAUCAUCACAGGAAGAUGAGAAAAAUGAAGGGUAUUUUGGUAAAUACGUUCAUGGAGCUAGAAUCCAACGUGAUCCAGUCCUUAUCUAACAGGGAAUCAUUCCCGCCAAUUUACCCUGUGGGGCCCAUAUUAAAUCUAAGUCCCGGGGUGGCUGACAAGAAGACUACAGAAAUAGUAGCAUGGCUUGAUAGACAGCCUACUUCCUCGGUAGUGUUCCUCUGCUUUGGGAGCAUGGGAUGCUUCGGUGGGGAUCAAGUGAAAGAGAUCGCCUUGGCGUUGGAGACAAGUGGGGUCCCGUUCUUAUGGUCCCUACGACAACCCCCACAGAAAGGCAGCAUGGUCCCUGUCCCAACGGACUACACAGAUCCGAACGAAGUUCUUCCCGAGGGAUUCCUAGAUCGGACGACUGAGAUUGGCAAGGUCAUAGGAUGGGCCCCACAGACGACUAUCCUGGCCCACCCAGCCGUAGGAGGAUUUGUAUCUCAUUGCGGUUGGAACUCUACACUAGAGAGCUUGUGGUUCGGCGUGCCCGUUGCCACGUGGCCGUUGUAUGCAGAGCAACAACUGAAUGCUUUUCAGUUGGUGAGAGAGUUGGGAUUAGCGGUGGAGAUUAAGGUGGACUACAGGAAGGAUUUCAACGAAAGCACAGGGAAUGAACCUGGGGUGGUUAUUCUGAAAGCUGAAGAGAUAGAGAGAGGGAUAAGGAGUGUGAUGGUGCACGAUAGUGAUAUAAGGAAGAAGGUAAAAGAGAUGAGUGAGAAGAGCAGGAAAGGCUUACUGGAAGGUGGGGCCUCCUCUUUUUUGGGUCGUUUCAUAGACGACGUGAUAGACAAUCUUUCUUCAAGACUCGAAAGUCAAAUAUAUUAGCUACUUGCGAGUGACUCUGUUUGCUCCACCUUUUCGUAAUUUGUAAUAUUCGAAUCGGACGAAAAUAAGGAUGUUACUGUUUUACUUGGUGAAUUAUCACUCGAAUUAAUUACAAAAAUUUUCUCCAAA
Morus notabilis is the source of this 1712-nucleotide messenger RNA. Its product is annotated as UDP-glycosyltransferase 71A15. NCBI's taxonomy places the organism in Eukaryota, Viridiplantae, Streptophyta, Magnoliopsida, Rosales, Moraceae. Gene Ontology annotation, molecular function: UDP-glycosyltransferase activity. The record is from RefSeq and is a predicted model, not a curated record. Bases 93 to 1583 code for a protein of 496 amino acids. The transcript has a single exon.